UUUUGAGAGUUGGCCUGAGAUGGCGCCAUAGCUGACAUAGGCUUGUACAGAUCUUGUACUUUGUAGCUGCCGACAGCUGUGCCGCAUGCAGAACUGCCAAAGUAGCAGGAUAGCACGAAUAGCACGACGGUCUCGCACAUGAAAUGCUCUCGGGGUCACGAAUUGCACUUGACACAUUUGCCAUGCGCUCGCAAACACCGAUGCACAGUUUGUCAUGAGGUGAUUCCAAGAUCCGCAAGACGGUUUAUGUGCCGAAGAUGCAGCUACGACGUCUGCUUCGACUGUGGUAUGCAUGACAACUGCCUGAUUGAUCGUUCCAAAGACUCGCAGAAGACGUUGCGGUCAGUUUUCAAGGAGUAUGCGAUUGGACAUCAUCGGAGUGUUGCUAUCAGCACCUCGUACGACAUUAUCUCGCCAAGCGAUGGUCACAUGCGACGGCACCAGCAUAAAAGGGGUCUUGGUGUUGGUGAGGACUGCAGAUAUGCUGUCUUUAGUGACGCCACGAUGAACGUCGAUACUUAUCACUUGCCCACCCCAUCGGAAAGGCCUGAUAAGCGAGAUGUUCAACCCUCUUCCAAUCCGACAAUCGCCCUGGCCCAGGCAGUCGUGAAGAGAUGCAUGCAGCUCGUAGAUGUUGUGGCUGCAGAAGUGGCUGCUGGUUUUGAUUGCCUAGACCAUGAGUGGGUGCCCAAACGCCCACUGAGCUCCACUCAGCCCAGCAAGAGUGGCUUUCUUACCAGACAGCCCCGGCAUGGAAUGAUCCUGUCGCAAGCGCAGAGGCGCUUCUUCGUUCUUUCACAAGGCUUGCUUCAGUGGCAGAAGGACGACUCCAAGGGAUCCGAAGUGCUUGGCGCCCUUCGGAUUGGCAGCACAACCAGUAUCUCACUGGAGGAGGACCUGAGAAUUCAAACCUGUGACUCGCAAGUCAUUCUGACGUGCCCAGAAGGUGGCAGUCUCAGAGAGUGGGCGGAAGCGCUUCGAAAAGAGGCUGAAGGUCCUCCCGCUGAAGAACAGGUUUUUGCAAUACAUCCGUCUUUGUCGCGAUUUAAAGACCUCAACUCAUCAACUUG
This is a messenger RNA of Cladocopium goreaui, 1070 nucleotides long. The record is from the annotation of a GenBank genome assembly. Lineage: Eukaryota; Dinophyceae; Suessiales; Symbiodiniaceae.